CGGCUGCCCCUCCGUCGCGUAGCAGACGCACUCAGGCCCGGCCCUUGACGGCAGCGGCACUAUGGACACUCCUAGCUCCUCCAGCUCCCGCUUUUCCGUCGGCUCUGCCAGCCCCGGCGCUAUCGCGCUACUCUACGCGAAAGAGCUCAAGAAGUGGGAUGAGUUUGAAGAUGUCUUGGAGGAGAGGAAGCAUGUCAGUGACUUGAAAUUUGCAAUGAAGUGUUAUACACCCCCAGUGUAUAGGGGACUCACUCCCUGCAAGCCAAGUGAUAUCAAGUCCAGCGUUCUUAAUUCAGAAGAGAUUCACUAUGUCAUUCGACAGCUUUCCAGGGAGUCCCUUACAUCUGCCGAUAGCCUCCGAGAGGAAGCCAGUGAGAUCUUGGAGGAAAUGAGUCACAAACUGCGAGUGGGAGCCAUUCGUUUUCUUGCCUUCACUCUGAGCAAAAUUUUUAAGCAGAUUUUCUCGAAGGUGUGUGUGAAUGAAGAAGGCAUUCAGAAGCUACAACGAGCCAUUCAGGAGUACCCCGUGGUCCUGCUGCCCAGUCACCGGAGCUACAUUGACUUUCUCAUGCUCUCUUUUGUUUUGUACAACUAUGACUUACCUGUGCCAGUGAUUGCAGCAGGAAUGGACUUCCUGGGAAUGAAGAUGGUUGGCGAGCUACUCAGGAUGUCUGGGGCCUUCUUCAUAAGGCGCACCUUUGGCGGCAAUAAACUCUACUGGGCUGUGUUUUCUGAAUAUGUGAAGACGAUGCUACGGAGUGGUUACGCUCCUAUUGAAUUUUUCCUUGAAGGGACAAGGAGUCGCACUGCCAAGACCUUGACUCCUAAAUUUGGUCUCCUGAAUAUUGUGAUGGAACCAUUUUUUAAAAGAGAAGUUUUUGAUACCUACCUUGUCCCAAUUAGCAUCAGUUAUGAUAAGAUACUGGAAGAAACUCUUUAUGCCUAUGAGCUCCUAGGAAUUCCUAAACCAAAAGAAUCCACUGCUGGGUUGUUGAAAGCUAGACGGAUUCUCUCUGAGAACUUUGGAAGCAUCCACGUGUACUUUGGAGACCCUGUGUCACUGCGCUCUCUAGCUGCAGGGCGGCUGAGUCGGAGCCCGUAUAACUUGGUUCCCAGAUGUUUCCCUCAGAAGCAGUCUGAGGCUGUGCACACCUUUGUCACCGAAGUUGCCUAUAGGAUACAGUUUCUGCAAAUUGAAAAUCUGGUUCUGAGCCCAUGGAUCCUGAUAGUUGCUGUCCUGCUUCAGAACGAGUUGUCCAUGGACUUGGACCUCUUGGUGGAGAAGACUCUGUGGCUGAAGGGCUUGACCCAGGUGUUUGGCGGGUUCCUCCUUUGGCCUGAUAACCAGCUACCUGAGGAGGUUGUCCAGUCCAGCAUCCUCCUGCACUCCAACCUUGCCAGCCUCGUCCAAGACCAGGCAGUUCUGAAAGUGGACACUGGAAGCUCAGAAGUGGUUGAUGGACUUGUGCUCCGACACAUCACCCUCCUUAUGUGCUCGGCUUACAGGAACCAGCUGGUCAACAUUUUCGUUCGUCCUUCCUUAGUAGCUGUAGCCUUGCAAAUGACACCGGGGUUCAGGAAAGAGGAUGUCUUCAGCUGCUUUUCCUUCUUACGCAAUGUGUUUUCAGAUGAGUUCAUCUUCCUUCCGGGAAACACACUCAGGGACUUUGAGGAAGGCUGUUACCUGCUGUGUAAAAGUGAGGCCAUACAGGUGACUGGGAAGGACAUCAUCAUCACAGACAAAGGGGAUGCUGUGUUAGAAUUCCUUGUAGGACUCUUUAAACCUUUUGUGGAAUCUUACCAGAUCAUUUCCAAAUAUCUCUUGUGUGAAGAGGAGGACUACUUCACUGAGAAACAGUACCUGGCUGCAGCUAGACAGUUCACCACUGGGCUUCUGGAUCAAGGUGCCUCUCAGUGUUACGAUGUGCUGUCUUCUGACAUGCAGAAAAAUGCCUUAGCAGCUUUUGUGAGACUUGGGGUGGUAGAGAAGAAGAAGGUAAAUAGUAACUAUGUGUUUAGUGUAAACAAACCUGCUGCAAGCAAAUUAGAAGAAAUGCUUGGUUGUAAGACACCAAUAGGAAAACCAGCCACUGCGAAGCUGUAAGAGUCACCAAGAGAUUGUGGAAAACAUUCCACAGUCAUAGCCACAAAGGACUUAACUAUCUCAGACAGGGAUGUCAAGAGGGAGAUGUGUCUUCUGGUGCUCCGAGAGGCCCUGGGAUCCGUGCUUCUGCCAAGAGGAGGAAAUGACCAGUGAGCACAUCAGUGUGAUCUUCCCACCAGUUAGUGGUGCCCGUGCCAACCUGUGUGUUCUAAAAUAAAAGAGUGUUUUGAAAACA
Messenger RNA from Nannospalax galili (Upper Galilee mountains blind mole rat), 2339 nucleotides. It is a transcript of the gene Gnpat, whose product is annotated as glyceronephosphate O-acyltransferase. Bases 62 to 2104 code for a protein of 680 amino acids. The record is from RefSeq and is a predicted model, not a curated record. The transcript is spliced from 16 exons. Gene Ontology annotation, cellular component: mitochondrial membrane; peroxisome; peroxisomal membrane. Gene Ontology annotation, biological process: ether lipid biosynthetic process. Gene Ontology annotation, molecular function: glycerone-phosphate O-acyltransferase activity. Lineage: Eukaryota; Metazoa; Chordata; Mammalia; Rodentia; Spalacidae.